AAAUCAGUAACCUCAGUUGACCGGAGAAGCGCCGGAAAAUGACGAAUUACGGUACAAUUCCGACAUCAUCAUCGCCGGGAAGUGCAAACCUAGAGUAUAUCUCUCGAGCAAAGGAGAGAUUGAAAUCAGGCCUCGGAGCUCGUCGGCCAUGGAAGGAGAUGGUGAAUCUCCAUUCAAUCGGACUCCCUGGAGGCUUCGGAGACGCAUUCAGACGGAUCAGAACGAAUCUCGGUUACUUCCGCAUGAACUACGCGAUCAUCGUGCUUCUCAUCCUCUUCCUCAGCCUCCUAUGGCACCCGAUCUCGCUGAUUGUCUUCAUCAUCAUGAUGGCCGUUUGGCUCUUCCUCUACUUCCUCAGAGACGAGCCGUGGGUGAUUUUCAACCGUACGAUCGACGACCGCAUCGUGAUGGUGGUGUUAUCGGUGCUCACGAUCGUUUUCCUCUUGUUGACUGAUGCGACUCUCAAUAUAGUGAUCUCGUUGUUGAUUGGAGUUGUUGUUGUCUUGAUUCAUGCCGUGUUUAGGAAGACUGAUGAUCUGUUUGUCGAUGAAGAGUCCGGAGGCGCCACGGGGGCGCUCUUCGCCGGGGUUCCGUCGGCUUCGUCUUAGGCCAUCAUCCAGAUCUUCAUCUUGUUGGAUGGAACAAUGUCAAAAUUGAUUUAUGGACACAUGCUGUUGGUGGACUUACAGAAAAUGAUUUCUUACUUGCUGCUAAGAUUGACGGGCUUCGCGUGCAACAUCUUCUGGGUAGAAAUGCUACCUACUGACUACAUUGACCAUUCUCCUAACAUAUCACCAUUCUGAAGUGAAUAAUGCUGAUGGGCCCUACCACUAGCCAAAGCACAUUAUAAUCCUGCUUUCUCUCUUCUUUCCACCAAAUUCCACUCAUUUUGCUUUCUUAUCAUGACAUCCACUAUAAGCUUUUAUUUAUUUUCUUUUAUUUUAUUUAUUUAUUUUUUUCUUCUUUUUCUUCUCCUUUAUUUAUUUCUUUAACACCUUUCCCACCACCACCCCAACCUUCUCUUAUUCUUGUCGGGGCUCACCCCGUUCACCAUUUUACAUCACAAAAAAAAAAAAAAA
Messenger RNA from Camellia sinensis, 1079 nucleotides. Its product is annotated as PRA1 family protein F3. Gene Ontology annotation, biological process: vesicle-mediated transport. Lineage: Eukaryota; Viridiplantae; Streptophyta; Magnoliopsida; Ericales; Theaceae. Gene Ontology annotation, cellular component: Golgi apparatus; endoplasmic reticulum. The record is from RefSeq and is a predicted model, not a curated record.